CUGUUAAACCCUCGCCUUUCCGCCGCCCGUCGCUUCCCCCAAACUAUCGUGUUCACCACCGACGGCGGCGGCGAAACACCUUGUCGCCCUCUACCGAAAUCCCAGCCCAAGCGUGAGCGCCCGCUCCCCACCAGUCACCAUGGCGCCGCGCUCCCGCAAGCGGGCUUCGCGCCCCAAGCCCCGCCCAGGCUCCCGACGUGGUGGCGGCGGAGGGGACGACGACCCCUUCUUCGAGUCCGCGCCCAAGCGCCGCCGCGGGGACCGUGACGAGGACAUAGAGAGCGAGGACAGCGACGACGACGGCGUGGCUGCGCUUGGCCGCGGAUUUGAUGAGGAUGGGGACGAGGGCGGUAAGGAGGAUGAGGACGAGGAAACGGUGGGGGAGAAGAAGAUGCGGAUAGCGAAGGAGUGGCUGAAGAAGGUCACUGAAGUCGCUAAGAGGGGGCAGGAGGAUGACGAUGAGGAUGAGAACGUGUCGGGAGGGAGACGGGUGGCGGAGAUCCUGCAGAGAAAGCAGCUCGAGGAGAGCGGCAGGAAGCGGCGGGAGAUUGCCGCGAGGGUAUUACCACCAGGCCCUCAGGAUGGCUUUAAGGUUCUUGUGAAGCACCGGCAACCUGUUACUGCUGUUGCUUUAUCCAAGGAUAGUGAUAAGGGGUUUUCAGGAUCAAAAGAUGGAAUCAUUAUGCAUUGGGAUGUUGAAACUGGGAAAUGUGAGAAGUAUAUAUGGCCAAGUGAAGAUGUGUUGGUUUCACAUCACGCUAAACCGCCAGUAUCAGCUAAAAGAAGCAAGCAAGUGCUGGCUUUAGCUGCCAGUUCUGAUGGUCGUUACUUGGCGAGCGGUGGCUUGGACCGUCACAUUCAUUUAUGGGAUAUUAGGUCACAGGAGCACAUACAGGCAUUUAGCGGCCAUCGGGGACCAAUAUCAUGUCUUGCUUUUGCGCCAGACUCUUCAGAGCUAUUCUCUGGUUCUUUUGAUCGUUCAAUAAUGCAGUGGAAUGCAGAGGAUAGAACAUACAUGAACUGUUUAUAUGGGCAUCAGAAUGAAAUCUUGACAAUGGAUGCAUUUAGUAAAGAGAGGAUUCUUACUGUAGCACGGGACCGUACAAUGCACCUUUGGAAGAUUCCAGAAGAGUCACAGUUAGUGUUCCGUGCUCCUGUUGCCACAUCUUUAGAGUGCUGCUGCUUUAUUGAUGACAAGGAGUUUUUGUCUGGAUCUGAUGAUGGAAGCAUUGAGCUUUGGAGCAUAAUGAGGAAAAAGCCUAUCCUCAUAGUAAAAAAUGCUCAUCCAGUAUCAUGUACUGACCUUAAUUCAGUUGACAACGAUGAUGAGUCACCUAAAGAAAAUGGAAUACAUAAACCUGAAAGCGUGUCGUCCGCAGCCCAGUCAUGGGUUGGUACUGUUGCUGCUAGAAGAGGUUCUGACCUUGCUGCAUCAGGAGCAGGAAAUGGUUUAGUUCGUCUCUGGGCUAUCAAACCUGAUUCCAAGGGAGUCGAGCCAUUAUUUGAUUUGAAACUGGAUGGAUUUGUUAAUUCUCUCGCCAUAGCAAAAUCUGGACGUUUUAUUGUUGCUGGUGUUGGCCAGGAGCCUCGCCUUGGAAGAUGGGGACGAGUCCGAUCUGCUCAAAAUGGAGUUGCAAUUCACCCGAUCCGACUAAAAGACGAGAAAGAGGACUUGUAGAGUAGAUGAUUGGUGUCUUGCCCCGUAGAUGUUUAUGAAGAUCACACAGGCAUUACAGUGGAGAGCGUUCAUCCAUCCAGCCUGCACUUUUGCAGCCACGCCACAGAGGAAAAUCCGUUUCGAGAAGCUAAAUGGAUAUCUGCAAGCAAUGCGAAUUUGGAGGGUGCUAUAGCCUACAGAUGAUUUUGAGCUCCGGACAUGUGGCAAGAGAAUUUGUGAGGCGAUUUUGUAACUUCUACUGCCUUCUGAAGCGACAAAAAAAAAUAAUUUAUGAAACAAGGAGGAUCCAUAUUUUUUCCCUGGUUGAGGGCAUUCUUUUUUUUUUCUA
Molecule: messenger RNA, 2006 nt
Organism: Zea mays
Lineage: Eukaryota; Viridiplantae; Streptophyta; Magnoliopsida; Poales; Poaceae
Product: U3 snoRNP-associated protein-like EMB2271
Cellular component (GO): small-subunit processome
Molecular function (GO): protein binding; U3 snoRNA binding
Source: RefSeq, marked validated